UCCCGCUCAGACUGGCCGUGCAGCUGCUCCGAGCAGUCACAAGAUGCGGGCAGUCAUUGCCUUGAUCGCUAUGCUCAGCAGCCUGCUUCUCUUCGUGUGCCUCCUUUGGCUCACAGCAGACGGGUCCCUCAGCACCAGGGGCUUGGAGAAGGAGACCAAAUCAGCUACUGAUGUCACACCUAAAGGGCUGAGAAAACUCAGGUCCCCUUUAACAUCUGUCCAGCUUGCUACUCAAACCGAGAACAGAACAACUCUCAAAAAUGCAAUUUACCAACUUCAACAGGCUUCAAAAUGUAAGGAGAUGCAGGACAACAUUUGGUCUUCAUCUAUCAAAAAGAAAAGGUACUCUGAAGAUUAUUACCUUCAGAUGGUGACAAAAAUACAGAACUGCACAUGGAAAAGAAGACCAGAAGAAUAUACAAAAUUUAGGUUAGAACUAGCUUCCUGCUGUGAUGCUGUUCACAACUUUAUUGCUUCUCAAAACAAUACCCUGCUGGGAAGUAACAUGAGUUAUGAGGUGGACAAUAAAAAGACUAUCCUCAUCACAGAGGACAUUUUUAGGAUGCUGCCUGAGUCCCCACCCCUUUUGGGCUAUCCUUUUAAGCACUGUGCAGUGGUUGGAAAUGGGGGCGUUCUGAAAAAUUCCAGCUGUGGAGCUGAAAUCGAUAACUCUGACUUUGUAUUUAGGUGUAACCUUCCCCCAACCACAGGAAGUGUUAGCAAAGAUGUUGGCAAUAAAACAAGUCUCGUGACUGUUAAUCCAAGUAUCAUAGCACAGAAAUACAACAAGCUGAAUGAAAAGAAGGUGACGUUUCUGGAGAACAUUGCAAGUUAUGGAAAUGCUUUCCUUUUAUUGCCAGCAUUUUCCUUCAAAAGCAACACAGCUGCUUCUUUCAAAGUAUACCACACUCUACAAGAGUUCAGAGCAAAACAGAGGGCGAUAUUUUUUCAUCCCAGAUACCUGAAAAAUCUAGCCCAGUUCUGGAGAACUAAGGGCGUGAAAGCAUAUCGAUUGUCUUCUGGUUUUAUGAUUGCUAGUGCUGCUAUUGAACUGUGUGAGAAUGUGAAGUUGUAUGGCUUCUGGCCUUUCUCUAAAACCACAGAGGAGAUGCCAAUCAGUCACCAUUAUUAUGACAACCAACUGCCCAAGCCGGGUUUCCAUGCAAUGCCCAAAGAAUAUAACCAGAUUCUCCAACUUCAUGGAAAGGGCAUUCUGAAGCUGCAGUUUGGUAAAUGUGACUCGGACUAAAAAGGGUGGUGAUUCCAAAGGAGAAAAUUUGUGUAUAUUUCAGAAGUUUGGUAUUGGAUUUGAUAUGAUGUUGUUUUGUGAGCAUUAAACUGCACUAUUAUAAUUUGGAAAUAUUUUACACUUAAGGAGAAAAGUGAAUGAUUUUUGACAUAGUGAUUGCUACAUUUUUGAACUUCCUGUAAUCAAAAUUGUUUAUGCAAACAAAAUUUAUCUGGAAAAUCUUUGGAACUCCUGACUAUUGGUUAAAUUUAAAGCACAAUCUCAAGAUGGUGCCACUGUGACACUUGUAAUGUUUUGCUUGUUAAAUUAUUAUAAUUUUAAAAUGUUUUGACAUUUUUGUUGUUUUCAUACAAGGUGGACAAAAGUGUGUAUUUAUUAGCUCCAUGGUAUGAUGUGUUAGAUUUGGCAAUGAACUUUUUCUAUUGAAGGCCUUGAUCCUGCAAAUUCCUCCACUAAGUGGAGAAAUUAUUGCAGAAAAAAAUCAUUUUGAUUGUGGACUAGAGUGCCCACUGGGAUUCUGGCUGCCGGACCCUGGCCAGCCGGGAUCCCGGCCGCAGGCCCGCUCAGCCCGCUGCCGGCCUAGGUGAACAGACUGGCAGCAGGUCGGCAGUGUAAAAUCAACAUUUUAAUUUAAUUUUAAAUGAAGCUUCUUAAACAUUUUGAAAAACUUGUUUAUAUAUUAUAUAAGUAAACUAGUGUUGUAUUGUAAAACAGACUUAUAGAGAGAGACCUUCUAAAAAACAUUAAAAUGUAUUACCGGCACGCAAAACCUUAAAGUGAAUAAAUGAAGACUCAGCACUCCGCUUCUGAAAGGUUGCCUACCCCUGUGUUAUAGAAAUAUUCCUACAGUCCUGUGAAAUUGAAGCAUAUUUAAUAUAUUUGUAAUUUACACAUGUUUUAUGUGCAUUUUCAUAACAGCUUCAUAUUUGGCCCUUAUGUUUAUAUUCUUGAUGUUAAUUACAUCAAAAUACCUAAUAAAAUUAUUAUUCAUUAAAUUCUAUUAGAAUGAUACAGAAGUUACAAAAUAUUUCCAAAAAUAGGGGGGAAGAGGAGUGAUGCAUCCCAAUGGCAGAAUUUUGAGACUAUCACAUUGAAUUCUCCAUUAACAAGUAACUCUUCACCUGUCAUUUUGAACAAUUGCUUCCCGGAUUUACUUCCUCUAGAAAAGUCAGACCAAGUAAAGACCCAUUUUACACCAAGAGACUUCAUUACCUGGUGGUUUCAGAAGUGAGAGAAUCUUUCUUCCAUUUGCCUUUUUAUUUAUAAGAGUUAUUCCAUUGGGGGAAAAAAAAAAAACUUUGGGUUUUCCCCCCCCAACAUUUGCCUUUCUUGUGACUCCCCCAAUUCACUACAGACAUACUAAGGGACAGAUUUUAAAACCUACCCACAAGUGUGCAAGGACAGCUUGUGCAAGGACAGCUUGUGGGUUCAAAUAAUGUCACCUAACAUCCUGAUCUGCAACUGGAUCACCGGAAUGCACCCCUGCAGACCCUCUCCUGAAUUCACAGUGUAGAAUCCAAGAUGAUUUGACACAGGUGCAGGGGUGUGUAUGGGUAGAUCCAGUUCCAGAAUCUAACGCUUUGAAAUCCAGCUACCUAAUUGUACAUAUCAGUUAAAUAUCUUGGUGAGAUUAAUUGUGCCUGUAGACAAUUGCAAAACUGACAGGUGCAAAAUCAUGGCUGCAAAUUGAGAUACUGGUUUGAAGCAGAUAUAGGAGUUAAGCUUCUUUACAAACCAUCUCUACUUUUGUUUUAGUCCAUGUGAUGCAUAGACUCAAAUUAAAGGAGAGUGGUAAAUGGGGAGAUUCUAAACUACAUGAGUUUAUAAGGUUAUAAGUAAACAUACAUUUUCAUUUUCAAGGUAACUCCAUGCAUCAUAACACAUAACUGUAGUCUCAGGUUUAAAACUUGUAUCCCUUGCCUGAGGUUUCAAUAUCUCCAAAAUGUGUAUUGUUUGGGUUCACUUUUAUUUUGUUUCUUUUAUAUGUGAAUAUCACAGUAGUUAUUAUACAUCCUUUGUGCUGUUACGACUGCAUUUUGCCAGAAAAAAAGACGCUGAUAGUGUAGGCUCUGCUAAUUUUGUUGUUUUCAAAAGGUCUCUUAAAGAUUUAUCACUGCACAUUUUUAUGCUUUAAGAUAUAAACUUGCUAUUGUCUGUUCUCACACAUUAGGGUGUUACAGUAUAAUGUAUAAAUGUCUCUUUGCAGGAUUUAGGAGGAGGCAUGCAUUGCCCCUCUACUGUACGUGUGCAUCACCAUUUGCUUUUAUAACAGGAAAUUGAGGUGAAGUUGUAUUGUUGAGACAUCAGUCAGUUCAUUUUAAUUUCUACUUUGUUUUAUGUUUUUAAGUGCCUAAUGAUUUUAUGUGUGGGGGAGGGGGGGAAACAAAAACAAAAACCCACCCUUGAUUUCACUGUUAUGAUGCAUUCUUAACACACUGCACCGAUUCCAUAUUGUUCUGUAAUGGAAUACUUUUGCAAUUUCUGUUUGUAAAUAAAGACUUAUUAGACAUA
Molecule: messenger RNA, 3760 nt
Organism: Malaclemys terrapin pileata
Lineage: Eukaryota; Metazoa; Chordata; Testudines; Emydidae
Gene: ST8SIA6
Product: ST8 alpha-N-acetyl-neuraminide alpha-2,8-sialyltransferase 6
Exons: 9
Coding region: 44-1249 (401 amino acids)
Biological process (GO): N-glycan processing; oligosaccharide metabolic process
Molecular function (GO): alpha-N-acetylneuraminate alpha-2,8-sialyltransferase activity
Source: RefSeq, a predicted model, not a curated record